Megalopta genalis is the source of this 1291-nucleotide messenger RNA. NCBI's taxonomy places the organism in Eukaryota, Metazoa, Arthropoda, Insecta, Hymenoptera, Halictidae. The record is from RefSeq and is a predicted model, not a curated record.
UCGUCAUCAUCGAAAUCGAACGUGACCAGUAGUGGCGCAGGCUUGAAUCAGCUUGAAUCACUACAGAUUUAUUCUCCUGGAGAUAUGUUGUAUUUAUUGCUUUUUAAUCGCUUAUCAUAAAAUUUAUACUUGAAACAUUUUCUUUUUGACGUAGUUGAGUGCUGAUUUUAAUCAUUAAUGCUGCACUCGUUCACACAUAAUUCAGUGUCGUUCUAAUUUUUCGAAUAAAACUAAAUUGACAGAUUUUCUGUUUCAUAGCUCUCACAGUGAUAGAUAUGACGGUUACGGUGUUCGUUAGACAGGCGUUUUUAUUUCCAAAGGAAUUUGUAUAUUUUGGUAGAAAUAUAUCGCGUUUGUAUCAUUGUCAUCGAAAGCAAUAUCAUUUAAACAGUUGUCUGUUAAGAAAAAGUUUGUCAACCUCUCUUGCAACCAAUACUUACAUUAUACAGAGGACAUGUCACAGUGUUGAUAAAAGUAAAGUAGAAAAUAUUUUCGGUAAUCUGACAAAACAACAAGCAAAGGAAUUGGCUUCUAAACUUACCAUAGAGGAACGCGAUCUCAUCUCACAGGCUAUAGAGGAAUGCAAAUCAGAUGAAGACAAAGCUAAAUACCAAAGUCAGCUAGCAGUUUUGCGGUGGUGCAAUGAACUUGGAAGACCCACAAAAAUAUCAUCGUUAGGUGAUGUGGAUGCUACUGGCAAAUAUUGUCGAGUACCUGAUGAUUGGCUCUUACGAAAGUAUGAGUCACACUUAGUUGAAAAUGUUCCAGGACCAACCACAAAAAAUCUAAUAUUAGUUGCAAUUGCGAAUGCAAUUCCAUUCAUUGGGUUUGGUUUUCUUGACAACUUCAUCAUGAUUAUUGCUGGAGAUCAAAUUGAAACAAUAUUAAACAAAAAAUUUCCAAUAUCGACCAUGGCAGCUGCAGCGUUAGGAAACACAGUGUCUGACAUAAUAGGAAUUGGAUCUGUACAUUACGUAGAACUUUUUGCACAAAAAGUUGGAUUUGAAGCACCAAAACUUACUACCAUAGAAUUAAAUCUGCCUAGAACAAAACUAGCUGCAAAUUUGGGACGUGUUAUAGGAGUUACAAUUGGCUGUCUUAUUGGGAUGUCACCUAUACCUAUUUUUAAUUAUUUUCAUCAUAGUGAUUGAAGGUAUCUAUACACUAAUAGCAUUAGACAAAGAUGUACCAUUAGCAUCUUCUAUUCUUCGGUAUAAUUCCCCUUCUACUAAUUAAACCUGAAACCUUCCAAGGUUGUAAAAGUUUUAAAAAAAUAAUGCAUCAAUAUCUA